Messenger RNA from Cyphellophora europaea CBS 101466, 750 nucleotides. RefSeq lists its product as uncharacterized. Lineage: Eukaryota; Fungi; Ascomycota; Eurotiomycetes; Chaetothyriales; Cyphellophoraceae. Bases 1 to 750 code for a protein of 249 amino acids. The record is from RefSeq and is a predicted model, not a curated record. The transcript has a single exon.
AUGUCUCCCCGAGAAGGACAUCGCGAGCCACUGCCAUUGAUCUCAACUCCGGACCUGGACUCCAAAGAGCAUGGCGCCAUCGCAUGCGCCGUCGAAAUGACGCUCGUACACAACUGCUUCAUCCGUGCCAUCAACAGCAUUUUCUACUAUGCUCCAUACGUCAGCGAGCCUCGAGACAUCAAGGACUUCCUGCGCUUUUGUCAAGCCUUUGUCAGUGAGAUCAGUCUGCACCACAAAACUGAAGAAGACAUCAUUUUCCCCAUGUGGGUCAAAGCCUCCAAUACUCCCGAUCUGAUGAAUGAGAACAUCGAAGAGCACAAGACAUUCGAGGAAGGACUGCACCAGCUAAAGCAGUACACUCAGAACACCGAGUCACAGGCAUACAGAAGCGAGGACCUACUGGCCAUCAUGGACCAGUUCAUACCAAUUCUGGUGCAGCACUUGACGAGUGAGAUUGAUUCGAUCUUGGCGAUGCGAAAGUACGAUGGCGACAAGAUCCUUGCCACAUUCAGAGACGGGGUCAAUGCAGCGGCAGCGGCCGCCACGAAAGACGAACAAUUCCCAUUCGCCCUGGGAUGCAACGAUGUGACAUUUGAAGGGGGCAAGCAUAAGUUUCCCGACGUGCCUUGGAUACUCAUAGCGGUGGUGAAGUACUGGUUUGCCCGUACGCAUAAAGGUGCAUGGAGAUUUUGUCCUUCCGACAUGGGUGGGCAGCCGAGGAAACCAUUCCUUGGCCCGAACGCGCAAUAA